Molecule: messenger RNA, 1291 nt
Organism: Anthonomus grandis grandis
Lineage: Eukaryota; Metazoa; Arthropoda; Insecta; Coleoptera; Curculionidae
Product: nucleoporin Nup43
Exons: 5
Coding region: 155-1237 (360 amino acids)
Cellular component (GO): nuclear pore outer ring
Molecular function (GO): protein binding
Source: RefSeq, a predicted model, not a curated record
UUUAGAUUGAGGUUAUGUGUAUUGUAUUUAGUUUAUAAGCAUAUAUUUUAGUACAUACAUUUGUUUUCAUUUUACUAAUUUUUGGUAUCUUCUGUAAUUUUGAUCCUCAAUUUCUUCAAUUAAAAACAUUUUUCUCAAAGUUGCUACCUUCAAAAUGGUUUCUGAAAGUUCAAAUGUAACUACAAUGUCCCACAACCUCCAUGGCACAUUUAUAUCAGAAAAAAUUAGCAAAAUUCGUUGGAAGCCUGAGACCUUAGGUGAAUCACAUUUUUUCAUAACAGGUAGUGUAGAUAAUGAUACAAACAAAAUCCGACUUUGGGAUGCUUAUGAAAACAUUGAAGAAGAUGAUGUUUAUUCUUUUAAUGUUGCUGAAUAUCCCUACUGUGGGGAUGUAACAGAAUUAAAGUUUCUUAAUUCUGAGUACUUUGCCAGCAGUUCAUCGUCUGGUUCGGUACAUUUAUUCUCAGUGGCAGUAUCAGAUGUAGGGGAAUCAUAUAUUAAACAUCACAGAACAUGGAAAGAUAUACAUUAUUUUAAAAAUAGUGAACCAAGUCCCUCUACUGCUUUGACAUUUCAUGAAAAUGAUAUAGUUACAGUUGGGGAAGAUGGAAGAAUUAAUGUCUUAAAUGCUCAGUCAGAAAAUAUUGUUAGGACGAUUGAUAAUGCAGACAGUUGUUCCAUUCAAUGUGUAAUAUUCAUCAGGCAUAAUGAAGUACUUACUAGCAACCUGAGGGGGCAAAUGAAAGUUUGGGAUUUAAGAUCCAAUAGUAAUAAGGCGGCUAGUACUUUUAUGCUAAGCGGGGAUCAGGUUACACCUACUUGUUUGACCUUCUAUCCUACUCAAAGACACAUAAUUAUUGCAGGUGAUGAACUGGGAGCUCUAACAUCGUGGGAUCUUAGAGUAAACACAUAUCCAGUAAAUGUAUUAAAUGCUCAUGAGGGAUCAAUCUCAGAGAUAUCAUUUCAUCCUGAUGAUCCUGAUCAUCUUUUUACCUGUUCUAGUGCUGGAGAAUUAUGGCAUUGGUCUACUAAAAAUAAAAACAAAUAUUCCAUAGAUUUGCAGCAGGAGGAAUCAAAUGUUUGGCUCGCUCCAGAGAACGUUAAAAAUAAAAUGGAGGUUCUUACUCUUAUGCCCACACUAGCAAAGCCCAUUAACACUUUGGAUAUUAGUAAUUGUAAAGUUCUAUGUGGAUGCGAUAAUGAGGCGAUUUAUUUGAUUAAUGGUGUUUCUCUUUAAGUAUAUCUGUUGUUAUUAUACAUUGCAUUUGAAAUAAACUGAAUUUAUAAGUAA